Messenger RNA from Gloeophyllum trabeum ATCC 11539, 3756 nucleotides. Its product is annotated as condensin complex subunit SMC2. Lineage: Eukaryota; Fungi; Basidiomycota; Agaricomycetes; Gloeophyllales; Gloeophyllaceae. Gene Ontology annotation, cellular component: chromosome. Gene Ontology annotation, biological process: chromosome organization. The coding region runs from base 1 to 3615 and encodes 1204 amino acids. Gene Ontology annotation, molecular function: ATP binding; protein binding; ATP hydrolysis activity. The record is from RefSeq and is a predicted model, not a curated record. The transcript has 16 exons.
AUGCGUAUCGAGGAGCUGGUGCUUGAGGGCUUCAAGUCUUAUCCAGUCCGAACUCAAAUAACGGGAUGGGAUCCGUCUUUCAACGCGAUCACUGGGCUGAAUGGCUCGGGCAAGUCGAACAUUCUCGACGCGAUAUGCUUUGUUCUGGGGAUGACGAAUACUUCUGCGAUGCGCGCUCAAAACCAGCAAGACCUGAUCUAUAAGCGCGGACAAGCCGGAAUCACGAAAGCAAGCGUGACGAUCGUGUUUGACAACUCAGAUCGGGCGACGAGUCCACCGGGGAUGGAGAACUGUAAGCAGAUCACCGUUACGCGGCAGAUUGCGCUCCCUAACAUCUCAAAGUAUCUUUUGAAUGGCCAUAAAUCUCAGCAGCACACGAUACAGACCCUUUUCCAAAGCGUCCAGCUCAAUAUCAACAACCCGAACUUCCUCAUCAUGCAAGGACGUAUUACAAAGGUUCUCAACAUGCGCCCUCAAGAAAUCCUUGGUAUGAUCGAAGAGGCGGCGGGUACUCGCAUGUUCGAGGAGCGGAAAGACAAGGCGAAGAAAACGAUGGGGAAGAAGGACAAGCGGGUGCAGGAGAUCAACUCCCUGCUCGCUGAAGAGAUCACGCCGAAACUCGAUGGGCUGCGUGCGGAGAAGCGAGCCUUCCUACAGUGGCAGAAGGCCUGCUCGGAACUAGAGCGAAUAGGGCGGCUGUUGAGGGCUUGGGAAUGGACGGAAGGGAACCAGAGAGUGGAGAGGAAGCAGGCUGAGAUCGAAAAGAAGGAGAAGGAGAUGAAGCGUAUCCAAAAGGACAGGGGACGGUACGUCAAGGAGGGAGAUGCGGCGGAGAAGCAGUGCGAGCAGCUGAACGCGCAGCGGGAUAAGGAGCUGAAGAAGGGUGGGAAGUUCAAGAAGCUGGAAGAGGAGGUGGGAGAGCUCGAGAAAGUUCUGGUCAAGAUCCGGACGCAGGUCGAGAUCAAGGAAGGCACGAUCUCUGACGAGGAAGGGAAAGUGAUGACCUUGGAGAAGGAGCUGAAGGAGACCGAGGAAGCGUUGGCCGAGAAACAUGCUCAGGUCGAGCACCUCCAAACGUCGUAUGACAGCAUUAAAGAGAAGCACACGGAGACACAGAAUUCCCUUACGACCUCCGAGGAGCUCCUACAGUCCCUGCUCACCGGUCUCGGUGCAAAUCAUGCCGGCGGUGGCGGAUACAUGGGCCAACUAGCCGACGCGAAGGCACGGCUCGCGCAAGCCACCGCAGAAGAAGAGCAGUGCAAGACAAAACUGGGUCUGAGCGAGAAGGAACUGAAGGCAUUGCAAGCCCGCUGGAAGGAAGUUGAAAGGGAGGCAGGGGACAGCAAGAGGAACCUGGAGGUGAUGAAGACCGAGGUUGAGACGCUGCGCGACAAAGUUGCACAAUCGGGCUGGAGCGCGGAGAAGGAGCGGGAGGGCCAGGAGGCGCUGCAGAGCGCGAAGGAUGAAGUGAGGCGACUAACAGAGCAACGUGACGCGGUCAAGCAGCGACUUUCUUCGUUAAGCUUUGACUAUACCUCUCCGCGCCCUAACUUCGAUCGGUCUAAAGUGAAGGGGCUUGUGGCGUCCCUGAUCUCCCUAGAUCCCUCCGACUAUAACAAGUCAACGGCUUUGGAGAUAACCGCGGGUGGGAAGCUCUACAAUGUUAUCGUCGACGAUAACAAGGUUGGCGAAGACCUUCUGAAAAACGGCGGCUUGAAGCGUCGAGUUACUAUCCUUCCCUUGAACAAGAUUGACAACAGCCGGAUGCAUGAUGAUAAAGUCCGCGCGGCGGAGAGGCUGGCGCCGGGCAAGGUCCGGUUGGCGCUCUCUUUGGUUGGUUAUCCCGAAGAAGUCAGCAAUGCCAUGAACUUCGUCUUCGGGAAAACCUUGAUCUGCGACGACGCGCAGUCCGCGAAGCUGGUGACCUUCUCGAAGGAGGUCGGUGGUGCUCGGUCGGUCACUCUGGACGGGGACGUCUAUGAUCCGUCAGGCACCCUCACCGGUGGCGCAGCUCCUAGUGCCAGUGGCGUCCUGGUGAAGGUCCAGGAACUGUUGGACGCAGAAGCGAAGCUGAACGAAGCCAAAAGUCGGCUGGAUGCGUUAGAGCGAGAAGAGGAGAGGAGCCGAUCGGCUCGAGAAAAAUGGAAGAAGCUCGUAAGGGAGCUUGAAAUCAAGGAGCACGAGUUAAGGCUGCUGGAAGAGCAGGUUGGAGGCAGCAAUGCGGCCAGGCUCUCCGCCCAGAUCGAUGAGAUGAAGUCCACUAUCGCCGAGCUCCAAGCCUCCGUACAAGCGGCCAAAGAGAAGCAGAAGUCCGCUCGAGACGAAUGCAAGAAGCUCGAGAAGGACAUGGAUGAGUUCAAGAACAACAAGGAGGGCAAGAUCGACGAACUCAAGGCUGAUAUCGCCAAGCAAAAGGCUGCGCUGCAGAAGCAAGCUGUGGUGGUGAAGACGCAGCAGAAAGAGGUGCACACUGCGACGCUGGAAUUGGAGCAAUUCGACCAAGACAUCGAAUCCGCCAAGGCCAACCUGGACGAAGCGCGUGCCGGUAUCGAACAGUUACGGGAAGAGCUCAGCGAGUUAACGCAGGAGUUGACCAAGCGCGAGGCCGCUCACGCGAAAGUGGAGGCUAAACUUCGGGAAGAGCGGGCGACGCUCACGCGCUUCGACAACGAGCUGAAGGAGCUCGAUAAAGUGAUCCAGGAGAAGAAGCAGGCAGUUGCUGACGCGGACCUGGCGGUGAAGAAGCUCGAGCACGAUAUCCAGACGCUGUCCAAGGAGAAGACCACGGCGAGCAACUUCGUCGCGAACUUGGAGAAGAUGCAUGAAUGGAUAGCCGAGGAUCACGAGCUCUUUGGCACACCUGGGAGCCAGUACGACUUCGCGUCGGUGGACAUUCCCCUGCUGAGAGAGAAAGCAGCGGAGCUGGAGGAUCAGCAGAAGGGGAUGAAAAAGAAGGUCAAUCCGAAAGUCCUCAACAUGAUUGAUAGUGUCGAGAAGAAAGAGGCGGCGCUGAAGAAGAUGCUGUCCACAGUCAUGAAGGAUAAGGAGAAGAUCGAGGAGACGAUCGAGGAGCUCGACCGGUAUAAACUGGAUGCCUUGGAGAAGACGUGGACGAAAGUCAAUGGCGACUUUGGCGGUAUCUUCGCCGAGCUCCUCCCGGGCAACUUCGCGAAAUUGCAACCACCUGAGGGGCAAGACCUUACGCAAGGACUGGAGGUUAAAGUGCAGCUGGGCAGCGUCUGGAAGCAGAGUCUAACGGAACUCAGCGGUGGCCAACGAUCGCUGAUCGCGCUGUCGCUCAUCAUGUCCCUCCUCCAAUUCAAGCCCGCGCCGAUGUACAUUCUGGACGAAAUCGACGCGGCACUCGACCUCUCGCACACGCAGCACAUCGGGCACCUGUUCCGCACGCGGUUCAAGGGCUCGCAGUUCAUCGUCGUCUCGCUCAAGGAGGGGCUAUUCACGAAUGCGAACGUGCUUUUCCGCACGCGGUUCAGGGACGGCACGUCCAUCGUCGAGCGGACGGCGCAGCGGUCGACGUCGGCGUUGUAUGCGGGUGAGAAAGAUUCGGAGGGAGAUGAGAGGGCGCCGAGGCGGGGGAGAAGGGGUGUAGCAUAGAGUGUGCAUCUUGUUUUAUUCGGUUUCGCUCUUGUUAUAUGUAUGGUACUGUACGAUUAUGUGGGUAUUUACGGUAUGAACUACAGGUUCACCCUGUCGUGGGGGUGACCGGACAAGAGACAAAUGACAAAUGAAACGAAU